Messenger RNA from Cylas formicarius (sweet potato weevil), 1254 nucleotides. RefSeq names its product protein bric-a-brac 2-like. Bases 213 to 1112 code for a protein of 299 amino acids. The transcript is spliced from 5 exons. Gene Ontology annotation, cellular component: nucleus. The record is from RefSeq and is a predicted model, not a curated record. Gene Ontology annotation, biological process: regulation of transcription by RNA polymerase II. Lineage: Eukaryota; Metazoa; Arthropoda; Insecta; Coleoptera; Brentidae. Gene Ontology annotation, molecular function: protein binding.
UAACUUGCGCCACAAUGUAAGCUGUACAAACGUGAAAGCUACUACCGGCCCUGUAUAUCGUGUCGAUAUUUUUACGAAAAGAAAAAUGUAACGUCCUACUAGCAUAUCACAAUUUUAUAACGAAAAAAAAAAGGAAGCCCGCCUAUUAAUAGAAACUGGCUGGACAAAUAUCUGGGAACGUGUCGGCCCAGUACGCCAGUUUUUCCCUAAUCAUGCACACUGACCACCUGAGUCACGUAAUGACUGAGCAGCAUUUCGUGCUAAAGUGGCACUACCACGAGACGACGCUCAUCCGUAACCUGCCGUACCUUCUUGAAAACGACAUCUUGAGCGACGUUACCAUUUCGGUGGGCGCGCACAACGUCCGGGCGCACAGGAUCAUACUAGCAAUGUGUAGCGUGUACUUUCUACAGCUGUUUCAGGACCUUAGAAAUACGCAACACCCCGUAAUCGUGCUACACAACGUUGGUAUAGAUGACGUCAAAGCGAUGCUCGCGUUCAUGUACAAGGGUCAGUGUGUGGUAUCGAAGGAGCAACUGCCGAAUUUGCUGUCCGUUGCCAAACUGCUGAAAAUUCAGGGGCUUUGCGAUAUGAAGGUACCCGAGAGGGAAGAGCCCGUCCCCGCCGCGGACACCACGGAAACGUUCCAACUCCCGAAUUUUGAAAAAGCACCAGACGCGAGUGACAAUUACAAUUCUACCAGUAUUAACGUCAAAAGGCAAAGCGGUGACGCAGGCAGCAACGUAGCGAUCAAUUUAUCGAGCGACAGCAAAUCGGUGCGAAGCUCCACGCCCCCUACCUGGGAAAAACCAUUACGAGUAACGCCGGAAAACGCGAGCCCAUGCUCACCGGAGGGCGACUGCCCGUAUCCGAGUUUGCGCAAAGCGCAUUCGAGGGAAACAUCAGAGACGUGCAAGUGCUUCCUGUGCGGUAAAUACCUGAGUAACCAGUACAACUUGCGGGUGCACAUGGAAACGCACGAGGAGGCCUACCACGCGUGCCAGUCCUGCCCUCAUGUGUCUCGUAGCCGAGACGCAUUACGGAAGCAUGUGUCGUAUCGACAUCCCGAAGAAUACGUCACGAGGAAACGAAGAAAGACGGACAAUUCCUAGACGCGACCACGCGAACACUAGUCCAAUAUUCAAAACGGAAGGAUUCCAGUUGAAUCCCACCUCGUGUCGUGUAAUAAUUUAAAUCCGAGUCUCGAGAGUUUUUUUUUUGUACUGCCGUAUGGAAAAAAAUGUUACCGUUCGA